This is a messenger RNA of Arachis ipaensis, 2114 nucleotides long. Its product is annotated as polyprenal reductase 2-like. Gene Ontology annotation, cellular component: endoplasmic reticulum. Gene Ontology annotation, biological process: polyprenol catabolic process; dolichol-linked oligosaccharide biosynthetic process. The record is from RefSeq and is a predicted model, not a curated record. NCBI's taxonomy places the organism in Eukaryota, Viridiplantae, Streptophyta, Magnoliopsida, Fabales, Fabaceae. Gene Ontology annotation, molecular function: 3-oxo-5-alpha-steroid 4-dehydrogenase activity.
AAUGUUAAAAUUGCCAAUUUUAAAAAUCGUAAGUGAACCGUCUAAUCGGUUGAGAAUCGGUCGGUCGAACCGAACCAGUACCGGCCGAUUUUUUGAAAUGGGAAGCAAACGGCGCCGUUUCAUUGCUUCUGAAUCAAUGAACCCUAACUCCUCCACUCCCCUCCACUCUCGAGUCCAGCCUAGCCUCCAGAAGCAGAACGCGCUAGCCUCUCACUGUCUCUCACACUCAGUCCAGAGCUCCUGGUCCUCCCUUACUUCCGUCCAGCCACCGCCUGCUACCGCCGCCUUCGGAACUUCCACCUUCGAAGAGCCACCGCCUGCUCCCGCACUUCCUCUCCAUCGCGCAGCAGCCAUCGCAACCUUCCUUCCCCUCCAUCGCUUAGCCACCGUGCGAACGUGGAAGCCUCCGUCGGGCAGCCACGGUGCCGUCGGCGCCAGCUCUGUUCCGCUGCAGCCACUGCCCGUUCGAAGGUGAACCUGUCGUGGUGUCUCCCUCUUGCCGUCUUGCGUGCUCUGUUCAAGGGGCUUCUAGCAGUUGGUAGCGCAGUAGAAUCAGGGAAGCUACAAUCAAAUCGGAGCAUGCGAUCAGCAUUAGAAAUUGUGCGUAUUAUCCACAAUGAAAGCAAAAAUGAAUAGCUGAGCACGCAUAAGCCGAGUUGAAGAUUUUCUACAAUAUGAGGCAGAGGUCUUUGUUGCGUGGUGAGAAGCUGUAAAGGAAGACCUUCCAAGACAGGAAUGAUGAGGAUGAGGGCCACCUUCCAUGCCGAUCACUGCGUCCAUUGAUUCAGAGGCUUGGAGAGGGAAACGUAAUUUUGGGAUCCAGGUCGGGUUGGAGAGCGUGGAGUUUUUUGGGUCUGGGCCAGGUUAUUUGUCCGGUCCGUGACCAAAAAGAUAAAGUUGCUAGUUCGGUUCCAUCAUCAUCAUCUUAUAGUAAUGGAGUUGGAGAUGCAUACGAUCCUUGCUCAAUUGCUGAGACUAGCAUGGAUCGCUGGUACACUUCCCAUUCUCAUCGCUUCAAUUCCAAUUUCCAGACUCAACUUCCUCCAUACAAUCUUCUUGGGUUUUGCUAGAAGGGGAAAAAUCAUGCACUCAUCUUCCCUGAAAUUCACGCUCCCUCAGAGAUUCUUCUUGCACUUCUAUAUUGUUGCAUCAAUAUGGACAACGUUCUUGCUUGUUACAACUUGGUGUUAUGCAUACACAAUGGUGCCAUCGGUUAGGGAAUCAUCUGCAUACUCUACCAUUACAAGCUACUUGAUUGGAGGCUCAGUUCUGAGAACUGGUUCAACUACAAUGCUUCAGAGGCAUGCUGUUUGGCAAGCUGUUUUUCUUCUUUUGUUAAUGGAAGCUCAAGUGUUGAGACGCCUAUUUGAAACCAUAUAUGUAUUUAAAUAUAGCCCCUCUGCCCGCAUGCACAUCCUUGGUUAUCUCACUGGAAUGUUCUUCUACCUAGCAGCACCAAUGUCGCUGUGUGCUGAUUGCGCCUUCGAUGUGUUGUACUUCCUAGUAAAUCUAGUCACCAAGUUCAUCGUCGUAGGCAAGGAUCAUAUGCCACCAGUGGAGGUAGAACUUUGGCAAGUUGUAAAUCCUCUUGUCAAACUUGGAUGGAAGCAUUGGAUUGGUGCGGCUGUUUUUUUCUGGGGUUGGAUUCACCAACAAAGAUGCCAUAAGAUUCUUGGUUCGCUUCGAGAUUCAAGACAAGCAGAGGAAUAUGCAAUUCCUCACGGUGAUUGGUUUGAAAUUGUUUCAUCUCCACAUUAUCUCUCUGAAAUAGUUAUAUACGGCAGUUUUGUUGUUGCCACUGGAGGAUCCGAUCUAACCAUAUGGCUACUACUUGUUUUUGUGCUGGCAAAUCUGUCAUUUGCAGCAGUGGAAACACAUAGAUGGUAUCACCAGAAAUUUGAAGAUUAUCCAAGAAGUCGGUUUGCUGUUAUACCAUAUAUUCUCUGAGAUAAUGAGACAAAUAGACAAUGCUUUUCAUAUUAGAUUAAAGAAAAGCACUACGUUAAUUCUCAUAGAUGUGCCUGUUCGUAUGAACUUAUUUAGUUUAUAGAAAAAAGGCUUGUAUUUAAUAUACUGAGAUUUCUACACACGAAAUUCAUUUACAAAUUUUUUUC